This is a messenger RNA of Bursaphelenchus okinawaensis, 2987 nucleotides long. NCBI's taxonomy places the organism in Eukaryota, Metazoa, Nematoda, Chromadorea, Rhabditida, Aphelenchoididae. The record is from the annotation of a GenBank genome assembly.
AUGAGUUCCACGGAAUGUCCAAUUUUACCCAAAGAUUUUGAGUCUAUCAUAAGGUAAGGUCGUGCUUAUGAUAGUUUUUCAUGUUUUUAGUUUGUUCAAUUAUAAAGAAGCAAGGUUGCAAGCGAUUGGAGAUCAGUUUUUGCAGGUAAUAACAGUCUUGUUGUGAUAUUAUUCGUGUGGGAAGAGCUGGUUGAAGAAAAUAUUGUUUUUGGGCUGUUUAGAAGUUUUUCUACUUAGGAGUUCUUUAGCAAAAAUGUAGAAAAGCUUUUGAAAAAGCGUUUUUUAAAAGUAUUUUUAAAUAAAUAAAGCGAAAAUCUUUAAAAAUUUAAUUUUUAUAUUGCACUAGACACAUAGAACUGAUGGGUGAGCUAAAACUUGAUUUUUGGAAGGGUUUUUGAAAAGUUAAUAACUAGAAACGUAGAUUAACAUAUGAAGAGUAUGUUUUUGAGCUAAUCAAGACUAUAAUUUUUAGUUUUUACUUUCUCGUUGUUAUACUACACUUGAUUGACUAAUCUUCAUAUUUUCAGCAUUUUCAAAAUAAAAAUGCGACGAUGUUGUGCAUGUGUUUGGUGGCGUUAUACGAGGAACAUAGCUUAGUAUCCCAUGUAACUCAACGGUUAACGAUAAGCUACUUGGUUUACAGGUAAGGUUUUCCUUGUUGCUCUUGUUUUAGGUGGUUCAACAUGGAUAGAAGUGUAAAAUACGAGUUCGAUCAUUUUUGAUUUUAAAAUACAGUUUUACGAAAGCUACGUGUUUUUAAAUGUUUUUUUUUGGUUUAGUUUAGAAAAUAGAAGUUUAUAAUCUUCUAAAAUAAUACCACACUAAUGAUAAUAUAAUAACUACUUUAAAUCUAACUGAUUUCAACUUUUUAGGUUAAAAGACAUGUGGAAGCGGGAAGUAAGCGAGAAGUCCGGGAUAUUUUCUCAUCCGUAUCUGGUUAUUUUGUUCAAAAUGUAUUGGAAUCAUGUGUCUCCACCUGGAAUGGAUCACAACGAUAGGAGCUUGAUUCAUUUACUGAGUAAAUUUCCAAAAAUCACAGCACAAGAAGGUCAUUUUGUUGGGAGGUUAUUGACGGAGAGCCCAUCGUCAUUAAGUGAUCUUUUUGAGCAAAGUCCGUUGGGUAUUGCUGACAAUGCGGUUACUGAACAGGUGAGAUAAAUGAUGUUGGUAUAGGUUUUUUUGGAUAGGUAGGGGGAGCACUUUGCUUGUCAUUGUUGGAGAGGUUAAUAGGCUAUAGUUUUACAAAAGCUUAUAGGUAUAUCUGUUUUUUGAAAUAAGUUAUGAGCUAAAAUGUGGAGUUGUAUGUUCUCUAUUAUAAUAUAGCUGUUUUGUCGGAAGUUUAGUUUUUUUGCCUAAAACAACAUAAAUGGUCAUUCCCAGUUUUUGAAAUUACAUUUUCAGCCAUGUAACAUCAUGCCGAUCAAGACUUUUGUUGAAGAACAGCUACAUCAAUUCCGUUGCUUUAGUGGGACACCACGGUCAGCCAAUGCCGACUCUCGAGUUCUAAGCUCAUUCUCUCUCCUUAACAACCCAUUACUCUUCAAUGAGCUAGAAAAAGUUGUCUAUAGUUUAGUACCGCCAAACAGAAUUCCAUCAUCAAGCUACAGCCCUCCACGAUAUAAUGGGAUCGCAUCGUCAUAUCAACAGAAGCUGGAGCAGACUGUGGGGUCAAGUCGACCCGAAAUUGGUCAGAACCCGCCGCCAAGAUCAGAAAUUGGCCCAGUUCAAGGUCUUCACAGGUCGGAUUCAGGAGGCUCACAGAAUACUGUAGAUAGUGGUCCAUUAAGGAAUGGCAGUAUGCUAGGGCAACUUAUGAAUGGAGGUAAUGGUGGGAGUGGCAUAAACGGUGGAAAUGGCGUAAACGAACGUUUGGCUAAUACAAGAACAGAUGAUGACAAAACAAUUGCAAUGCAGUUCUUCAAAAGAGUCACAUCAGGUCAAUCACUACAUAAAACUGAACUUCAGAAGCUGAUGACGAUCCUAGAGGAAGAUGCAGAUAUAUGGAGGGAAACUGACUUUGAUGUACCACAAUUCGCAAAAAUGAUCGAACUUCAUCCAGAGUUGGCAUCAGAAUGCUUGCUUCAAGAGCAUUUGAGGGAAUCACCUUUGUUAACGAAGUAAGGCGCGGUAAAGGGGAUGGGGUAGAGAAACAUUUUUAAAAAUAAACAAAAUUUUUUUGCACGGUGAGAAAUCAUGAUAACGGUAAGGUUUGCCAAGCUCAAUCCAAAUUUUCAGGCACUUAAACGUCGUCCUAACUAUGGAAAUCUCGGUCCAGACUAUGAUAUCAGUCAGUCGAUUCAUGUGCCAAUGUGAUAAACAAAACCUGCCAAUCCCAACCGACUUCUUAAACGCAUACAUAACAUAUUGCAUAGACACGUGCCAACGUGCGUCGCAAAACAAUCCAUCGGCCGCGCAUAGAAUUGUGAGAAUGGUCUGUGUCUUCUUUCAGGCUUUGUUGAGGCUCAACAACUUUAACAUCAAGGUAAAGGCAAAAAAUGAGGAAUAGGGGGUGAUUCAAGAGGAUUAGGGGGUGAUUUUGAGGUGGAUAUGAUGGAGAAGAUAAUGGUUUUUAAAUUGGAGUUGGAGAAAAUGAGGUUUUUUGAGUUAAAACUGCAGAAUUUUCAAAAUUAUGUUGUGGUAGGUAUCAAAAUGGGGAAUGUCUAAUCUUUUUUGAUCAUAACUUUUUGAAAAAUUAGGUCGAUGGUUGAAACUUGGUAUUAUAGUAACUUAUUAUAUUAGCCAUAACCUAAAAAAGAAAAUUUUAAAAUUCCAAAACAUUUUGAUGUUACAGUAAUUUUACCGUGAUCACUUAGCGUUUUUCCAAAUAUACAAAUGAAAAUUGAAGAACGUAUUUUACAUUAAAAAAAAAAACUUUUCAGCCCCGCAUUGCCGAGAUCUUCAACUUUGCUACCCUGUUCUCGUCAGUCAAGGAGACCACACAGCUUUACCAGGCCAUAACACAACUCAAAAACGCCGCGACACAUUGA